AACAAGUUCCGUUUCAGAACAUGAAUUAAAAAAUGAAAUUCAUUAAUAUGUCGGAGCCUUAAACACUAGCAGUGGUAACUAUGUUUUAAACAAUUGAAGAUCGGGGUAAAAUUGCGUCGCAAUCAAUCAGAUCAUUUGGCCAUUCCUUUUCAACUUGUGCGGUUGUAAAAAUGAAUAAGCAAAAGCGUCAUGCUAAACGAAAGCGUAAUGAAAAACGAAAGCAAAAUAAUAAGAAAAAGGAAGAAAUUAAGCAAGUUGCUCCAGUACUAGAGUCGGUGGCUUGUUCCUCCAAAGAUGAUUCCAAAGAAAGAUUAAAGAAAUUAACGGUUGAAGCACUCGAAAAAGAAAACGAGUUGCUUAUCAAUAAAUUGACCACUGUUUACAAGAACUCCUCUUUAGAUUUCAAGAAGGUGAUUUCUAACAUGGUUGGAAGAGGUGUCAGAGAAGUAUGGGACGAUAUCAGAAAGGUUUAUGAUGUGGCUCACGAAAAUGUUACUGCUCUAAGGACCUAUAAAGAUCUAAGAUGUGAACUGGAAGGUUUGUACAACACCGCAUUGGAAGUUAAGAAUAAACAAGCGGCUGAAAUUCAAGCAGAUAUUAAUGAAACUCGAAAUAAUUGCGACUUAAAAUUACUUAAAAUAAAUGAGGAGAUAAAGAUAUCUGAAGAGAAUAUAACUGUGUACAACGAAUGUGAUCGUGUAACAAGAGCAACUACGACAAUUGAGGAAGUCAAUGAGAAACUCCGACAGACGAACGCGGAAUAUACAACUAAAGUUAAAGAACUUGCAAAAAAAAUUUCUAUAUAUAAAAAUAUCAGUGAAAUAAAGAAUUUUAGAAAAGAGAUUGCUCUAGAACAAGAGCGAGCCUCGGAACUUAUACGCACUGUAGCUAAAGUAAGAGCCGAAGCGAUCGAAACUAGAAAAGAACUAAAUGAAACUAAACAGAAGAAUAUUAAAAUGGGUCAAGAAAUUGUAGAGGUAAAGAACGAAAUGAAUAAAUUAGAUAAAUAUUUGAACACGCAAAAGAAAUUGAAAGUACCAUACCAUGUAAAGGCCAAGCCUAUAUCCCAUAUGGAUGACUGUUUAUCGAAUCCGGAUCUGACCGAACUACAAAAGCAACAUGAUUCAUUGGUAGCAAAAGUCGAAAAAGCUAAAGAAGAGAUUAGGCAGAGUAAAUUGGAAAUGAGUAAAGUUUCUCAGAUGUUCGCCGCAGAGAAAGAAAAUAUUGGGACUUCCAAAGAAGAAAAUAUUAAAGUAUUCUCUAAAAUUAUGAAACAAAAGAAGACUAUUUCUGAUCAACAGGCUAAAUUAAAUGAAUUGAAAAUCACACUUACAGAUAGUAAUACAGCAAAACAAAAAAUUAAAAAUAAACUACAGGCCGAAUUGCGAGUCGCAACAAAAAAGUAUAACGAUAUGUACCAGUUAAAGCUUAAAGAAUAUGAAGCAAUUGAAGCACGUAAUAAAAAAAUUCAAGAGGAAUUGACUAAAAAGGAAGAAGAAAUGUUAAAAUUUUCCCUUGAAUUGGAGGAGUUAAACAAGUUUAAUGCUAAAACCGAAAAGAAUGAGAAGAAGAUAAAGAAGGAAAUUAAAAGACUUGAGAAGAUGUAUGUUCAGGAGAAAAAUAUAGAUAAAGGCAUUUAAUACUAAUUGAAAAUGAAUGGCGAUUAUUAGUUUUUAAAUGGUUGCACCUCUGUUUUUAAAGGAUUUGCAUAAAAUAUAACGUAUAACAUGAUGUAAAGACCUUAAAGACACCUUAUUUUGUUUUCUCUUAAUAACAUUUUAUUUUGCUUCCAGUAAAUCAAAAGUUGAUAGUUUCUGAGACACAGUUGUCGCGGUAUUAACUUUUGGUGCCUCAAAAAUAUGUAAACCCUUUAAAGAUACCGGAUUUUGU
Messenger RNA from Aethina tumida (small hive beetle), 1890 nucleotides. Its product is annotated as myosin-J heavy chain-like. Lineage: Eukaryota; Metazoa; Arthropoda; Insecta; Coleoptera; Nitidulidae. The transcript has 4 exons. The record is from RefSeq and is a predicted model, not a curated record. The coding region runs from base 171 to 1640 and encodes 489 amino acids.